Saccostrea cuccullata (small rock oyster) is the source of this 1148-nucleotide messenger RNA. RefSeq names its product GTP-binding protein GEM-like. Gene Ontology annotation, molecular function: GTP binding; calcium channel regulator activity; GTPase activity. Gene Ontology annotation, cellular component: plasma membrane. The record is from RefSeq and is a predicted model, not a curated record. Lineage: Eukaryota; Metazoa; Mollusca; Bivalvia; Ostreida; Ostreidae. The transcript is spliced from 4 exons. The coding region runs from base 70 to 1122 and encodes 350 amino acids.
UAUAUAAAACGUUUACUCUCUAGCAGAACCCGGUUAUUACUUUGACCACUCUCAAAGAACUCUCUUACAAUGAAAUCAAACGAUUCACAAAAUACAGUUGAGAAAAUCUAUCAGCCUUUUCGUGAGCAUGCCAAAACUUUAGCAGCCUGUGAUUUUAAGAAGUUAAACCCUCCACCUGUUCGAGUCCGGGCCUCUACCUUUUCUUGCAGACGUCCUUCCUUUAGAGGUUCUUUGAUCACGGAUGUGGAGAGGGUCCGUAACUUCUCCCUGUCCAAUCUUGGAAUAAAAAACAAAGGAGACAGUUUCCGAAAAAGCUCCGAACUCAUGGGGUCUCCCGGAAAAACAAAAUAUUCCAAGAGGAGAAGAAGUCUGAAGAAAGAACAGCAAUUUUACCCGAUCAGCGUGACUAUUGAUGAAAACAGCGAUGAUUUCAUUAGACCUAUAUGUAACAGUAUCGGUAAAGCCUACAACAAUAAAGGGGGAACUUUCAGAAUCAAAGUCAUCGGAGAUAAAUUGGUUGGGAAAACCAUGAUGAUCAAACAGAUGACAACAUCGGAGUUUGUGGGACUCCAAGAAACAACAGAAAAAUCUAAUUUCACCACGGUUCCGGUGUACUUAGACGGAGAAGAAUCUACCGUGGAAUUGGAGGAGGUUCAGUUUUACGAGCCGUACAGGCAUACCGUCUAUGUAGACGCUUUUAUCAUGGUGUACUCUGUCUCUGACGAAGCCUCGUUCCUGUACGUCCUCCGCGAAGUUUCCCGGUUGAGGGAAGCUCUGGAUGUUGAUCGUCCCAUCAUUAUGGUGGCAAACAAAACCGACCUAAACCGAAACAGAGUUGUGUCUACUAAAGAAGGUAAAACUGCAGCCCAAGUUUUCAGCUGUAAAUAUGUGGAGACUUCUGUCUCAUUUCAAAUGAAAAUUGAUGAACUCCUUGUUGCUUUAGUGCGACAAAUACGACUCACGCUGGACCCUAAGUCUAUAAAUAGAAACGAGUACAAUAAAUCAAACAGGCACUUCCCAAGGAGAUUUGUCAGAGCACGGACAUUGCUACACAGACUGUUUGGGAAGAAGUCAAAAAGCAGAAGGAAUAAAGAGGCCUGUGAAGAAAUAUUCAAAUUAUGAGUGACAAUUAAAUUGUAUAUUCUUGU